Vitis riparia (riverbank grape) is the source of this 2250-nucleotide messenger RNA. RefSeq names its product nodulation receptor kinase. Gene Ontology annotation, molecular function: ATP binding; protein kinase activity. Gene Ontology annotation, biological process: protein phosphorylation. The transcript has 8 exons. Bases 857 to 1999 code for a protein of 380 amino acids. Lineage: Eukaryota; Viridiplantae; Streptophyta; Magnoliopsida; Vitales; Vitaceae. The record is from RefSeq and is a predicted model, not a curated record.
CUUUUCUGUGUUGUACUGUUACAGCCAAGAUGCUCUGGAGGACACUACAGAGAAAAUAACCCCCUCAGCUUCCUCCAAGUUGCAGUAGCAGACAACAAUUAUACUGCUUUACAGCCCACACAACAUAUUAAUAAUAAAAUACCUUUCUCUUCUUUCUUCUUUCUUCUUUCUUCUCUCCUCUCUCUCUCUCUCUCUCUUCGAGGCUGAGGCAGUGGGCAAAGGCAGAGAGAGGUUGUUAUCUCGUAUUUGGAUCAAUAUCAAUCAAGUUGGUCUUGAUACUCACUCUGCUUCGCUUUGAACCCUUUUUCCCAGGGUGGGUUUUCCAAUCCUACCUGAAACAUUAAAAGAAUAAGAGGGGUUUUGUUUAUUGGUUUCUCCUUUAUAUCGAUUGGAAUUGGUGGUUUGGUAGGAGAGUAAAUAAACCCUGAUAGUGUGUCGGCGCAUGGUCACUUUCUGUCGGCAUUGUCUGUAUCCAACGAUGAUACAGAGAAGGCAUGUCCAUUAAACUAUCCUAAGUACAACGCAGAAUAGAUGCUUUUGCCUCAGCCCUGAAGGAGGUUGCUGUGCUGCACCACCACCAUCACCCCCACCACUACCAAAUUCUCGAUUUGGCCGUGAUCGGAAGUGGGAUCUGCACAGGAUUGAGGAUUCAAUGUGGGAAUGCGGGUGAAUUUUGAUUUGGGCCAUCCAGAUUUUGGAAAAUCAAAUCAAAUUUUCCGCUGCAAAUGAAGCUGUGCUUUUCUGUGGCCUGGUUUUGUUCUUUCUGCGGGUAUACAGGUUUGGAGCUUUGUUCAAUGUAUAUAAAUUCACACCCCUAUACUACUGUAUCAUAUAGGUGAAUUGGUUCCCGUGCCAAAUGUCAAGGACUCUUGCAGCAAUUCUAGGAGGUGCUGCAGGAUCCGUGGCAUUGGUGGGAAUAGUAAUUCUAAUAAUAUGGUUCUGCCUAUCUCAUAAUAGGAGCGUUUCGAGAACUUCAGAGACAGGAUCUUCUGAUCCCUCUGUUCAAGUUGAAACAAAUGUUGGAGUUGAGUUGGCAUUACGAGAAGCAAGGCACUUUGAGAUGGCCGAAUUGUCUCUGGCCACAAAAAAUUUUAGCGACAUAAGUUUGAUAGGGGAGGGAAAAUUUGGUGAGGUAUACAAGGGUUUGCUUCAUGAUGGGAUGUUUGUAGCAAUCAAAAAGCGGUUUGGAGCGCCUAGUCAGGACUUUGUUGAUGAGGUACGCUUUCUCUCAGCUAUUGAGCAUCGGAAUCUUGUGACUCUUCUGGGUUACUGCCAAGAAAAUGGUCAACAGUUCCUUAUCUAUGAGCAUAUUCCUAGUGGAAGUAUUUCCAGUCACUUAUAUGGCACUGCUGCUCAGGUUUCACAGGAGAAGCUAGAAUUCAAGAAUAGGCUUCAAAUAGCUCUAGGGGCAGCUAAAGGUUUGGCUCAUCUCCACACCCUAAGUCCCCGUUUGGUGCAUAAGGAUUUCAAAACAGCGAAUGUACUGGUUGAUGAAAAUUUCAUUCCUAAGGUUGCAGAUGCAGGACUCCGCAAUUUUCUUGGAAGAAUUGAUAUUGCAGGCCCAUCUUCUCAAGUGGUGGCUGAUGAGAUAUUCCUUGCUCCAGAGGUAAGAGAGUUCAGAAGAUUUUCAGACAAGAGUGAUGUAUACAGCUUUGGGGUAUUCCUUCUGGAGCUGCUAAGUGGGCAGGAAGCAAACACAUUGCUGUCUCCAGACUCCAAUUUAAACUUGGUUGAAAUGGUGCAAAAUUAUCAGGACCACAGCAAUAUUUCUACCAUCAUCGAUCAAAGACUAGGAAAUAGGUUCACAGCUGAAGGCAUGGAAGAAUUCAUACAGCUUAUAAUCCGUUGUGUGGACACUUCUAGUGAGAGACGACCCUCCAUGAGCUAUGUGUUAAUGGAACUAGAUCGGAUACUUGAGAAAGAGACAACCCUGACAACACUCGUGGGGGAAGGAAUACCUGUGAUCCUUGGAAGCCAGCUAUUUAAAGCAUCAAAGUGAAAAGAAUGAGGAUUUGGCUUGUUUGCCUCCAAUUGUUGAGUGUGAUCUUUGUGAAAUACCUUUUAUUUUUUAAUUUUUUCCCUUUUCAAAAAAAAAAAAAACAUUAAAGGAGAUCCAGCUAUUUGAUAAGUGUAUAAAAAACAGCUGUAUUAUUUUUUGAUUUUUUUCUGCCAUAAAUGUAUGAGAAUAUUGUUGUAAGCCAUUAUUUGUUCAUAUCAUAAUGAAGGUUGGGUUCAGUGUGAUUUUGGUUA